AUGUUCAUGCUCAUUCGGCAAACUCAUUUCAAUCGGCAGACUCAUCGUUCCUUCGGCAAACUCAUCUUUCCAUUCGGCGAAUUCAUCACUCCAUUCGUGGCGCGAGCAUCGAUAGCCAUCGAGGAACAUUGUCUUCCAGACCAGAUUUACUGCGCACCGAACUGUAGCGAUGAAUAUAGUGUCAGACCAGGGCAAUACGUGCGCAGGCAGAAUUGUCGAUGCGACACCAAUUGUGUUGUGUACGCUGACUGCUGCGUCGACUACCUUGACCACUGCAGCGCGAAUGGGACAGACCCCUUGGCAAAUCGCUACGAUUUCUCGCCACAUUUGGUCUGCGUUUCCCCUUACGAUCCAGCCAAUGAGGUCAGUUAUCUGGCAGUUGGACGGUGCCCAUUACAGUGGCCUAUGGACGACGUCAGACAAAACUGCGAAAAUGAAACGUUGGCCCGCUCUCAGAGAUUCCUGACGCUCCUGGUUAAUGGACCGGAUGACAUUGUCUUCAAGAACGUCUAUUGCGCUAUCUGUCACCACGUCACUGACCCGGUACCUUGGAGUCUCAAACUGUGGGACUGUGAGCCUGCGGUAGGUGAGACUAUCCCGAUUCAUGCUGGUGGCAAGCCCAAUUUGGAUGCCUGCAGGGGCAUUCAGACAGUUCCCCCGACAUCCAUGCUGAGUGAACCCCAUCGCUGCUAUCACGAUGUCAUCGACAGUUGUCCAGAAACCACCAAUGCCAGCGAAACCCAUAUCGCGCUUUGUGCUAGUCAAACGUCCUUUUUGUUCCAUCUCGCCUCUUCUGGGGAGAGGCCGGCAGUGUAUAAGAAUGUCUACUGCGUAAAUUGCGCUCCUAUAAAGCUAACCGGCUCCGAUUUCCUCGUCUGCCAUCUCGGCAGUGGUGUGUUUGACCCUGCCAUUUCAUUUUUGGUCCUGUUUGACUUCACUGCGCGUUCGGUUCGUAGCAAGAAUUUUCAUACCGGUUUAUACGGGGUCCCACAGAUGAUUGGUGAAUGCAAUCUUUGGCAGCAAUACGAUCCGUUCAUUGGCAUGUGUAGAAACUUGUCCUGCCCUGACGGUAGAGUGUUGCAGAUGGGUCAGUGUGUAGAAUCUAACGACCAGAUCAUCAUCCAAACUCCGUCAAGUGAUUGCUGGCAACAACUGAUGUCCUCUCUUGAGAAUGCUGCUUCGAGCUACGACCUCGAUGGUGAAUUGUCCAACCAGGCCGUCGCCUAUGUAGACUUAUCCGUAGUAGCAAACACCCAAAGCGGCUUCGACCAGUUUCUGUCCAGAAAUUUGACCUUGCCAUGCAAUGCAACAACAUCUCUUCUGCUGGUGGCAUCCCAAGCUGACUUCAAUGAGUCAAGGCGAUCAAUGAUGUGCGAGGGCUUCACCCAGCAAAAAGUUGCAGUGAACGAGAUUGCAUACGCUGAUGGUGCUUUCUAUAUCAACAUCAGUAACUAUAUAUAUGCGGCAAGUGAGUUCGUGCACAUUACCAAGUACAAGAUAGACAAUGGAAAUUGGUCGAAAAACGAGUACUUGACUUUAUGCGACCCGUUUGUUGAAGACGGCUGCGCCAUUGUGGCUUUCAGCAGAAGUGAAUUUGUUAUGUCGGGCGUUGGUGAAGAUGCCGUGUUUGUACAUGAGGCUUCGGGGAGCUCCUUCAAUGUAGGUGAUGUGUGGCAGUUACCAGACGGCACUCUUCGAAUGUGUAACUUUCUACCCGGGCCAGUUACCUAUCCAGCUUGGAUAACAACACUCUCCGACUUCAGUUUUGCAGGCAGCGUGUGCUCGAUUGUCAUAUUGAUCCUCACGCUGAUCACCUACUUACGAUUCUCAGUUUUGCGAAACGUACCUGGUAAAAUUGUGAUGAAUCUCACCGUUGCCUUAAUCCUGGCCCAAGUGGUUCUUGUGGUUGGUAAGACAUCAGUUCCCUGGCUGUGCGUGGCUCGGGCGGUAGUGCUGCACUUUUCCUGGCUUGCCGUGUUUACGUGGACGAGCAUUUUGGCUGGCGAUUUAGCGUACACCAUGCGAUCGAUGAGGCCUCCUUCUCGACAGGAGGGUUUAGGUGGGUACAAAGUCAUGAAGUUCUGCGUUGUGGCCUGGGGCUUUUCCGUCGUCUUCGUGGGCGUCUGUUUCUUGGUAUCGAGUUUGGGCAAUGAGCACUCGUCUUUCGGUCUCGAGUAUGGUGGCAGUCAGUGCUGGAUUGUUGACCCUACCCAUGCAUUGUUGGUGUUCGGCAUCCCAUUGUCUAUUCUUCUUUUGGUCAAUUGCUUGUUUCUUGUCAUCAUGAUCUACACUGUGACUGCAAAUCGAAGAAGGCUAGCUGCUGCAAGAAUGGCAAAGGAUUGUAAGACUGAUAUUCUACUUUGCAUUAAGCUCAUGGUGGUGACAGGAGCGACCUGGACUCUCUUCCUAGUUGCAAACGUGAUGGAUGUCGUCAUCGUCUGGUAUCUGGCCGUCUUCGUCAACUCUCUGCAGGGCGCUCUCAUCGGCUUGAUGUUCCUCCUGAAAGAAAACACUAGAGCGCUUUGGUAUCGGCAGUGGCUGAUGAUCUGUUCCUGUCAUUGCCAACCAUGCUGCUCACUCCCUCGACGUACCAGAGAUGACCGACAGCCCGCCACAGUGAGUUCCACCUUAGCAGUUGUAUCGGGGGAAGGCACUUGCAAAUUCGAGGGAUGUGUUGAGGAUGGGGGUUUGCCCUGCGAGGAAAAAGCGAGCACGUCUGACAUGAACACUAAAUUAUGAAUACACAAAUUUGAUCUUACGUCGAGACCGUUUCCAAUAAAGAGGUUGUGGA
Molecule: messenger RNA, 2791 nt
Organism: Patiria miniata (bat star)
Lineage: Eukaryota; Metazoa; Echinodermata; Asteroidea; Valvatida; Asterinidae
Exons: 3
Coding region: 1-2739 (912 amino acids)
Biological process (GO): G protein-coupled receptor signaling pathway; cell surface receptor signaling pathway
Cellular component (GO): membrane
Molecular function (GO): G protein-coupled receptor activity
Source: RefSeq, a predicted model, not a curated record